Sitophilus oryzae (rice weevil) is the source of this 1296-nucleotide messenger RNA. Its product is annotated as proteoglycan 4-like. The record is from RefSeq and is a predicted model, not a curated record. Bases 395 to 1186 code for a protein of 263 amino acids. Gene Ontology annotation, cellular component: nucleus. Lineage: Eukaryota; Metazoa; Arthropoda; Insecta; Coleoptera; Curculionidae. The transcript has 6 exons.
GGGCCGAUUUCAUAAUCAUUCACUUAAAGCGACCUUAGCUAAAUGGGACUUUAGGAUAAAAGUGACUUUAAAAUUUGUUCAGUUUCAUAACCUGAAGUAAAGCGACUUUAGCUAAAGGCGACUUUAACCAUACUUUAACGUUAAAAAUUCAUGUUGGUAACACCGAUUCCUAGUUAAUAGUUCAAAUGAGUAUGAAAUUGUAUGUUAUUUGAUCUAUGGUUAUACCACAGAUGCUGAGUUAUCUGCUGUUACAGAUUUUUAUUUCUCUGUCCACGUGUUCACCACGAGAUCAUUUCAUUUUAUUCUUGGUGUUUGGCGUGUGUUGACGUGUUUGUUUACUGUAAUAUCGUUUUUAUUUUAUAUUUCCUAGUUGUUUCUAAUAUUUUGUAUAGAGAUGUCUGAAAGUCUUUUUAAAACUCCGAAAAGAAGCCGGGGUGCUAAUUUUACCAAGGAGGAGGAAUUGAUACUAUUAGAAGAAGUAGCAAAAUAUUGGAACAUUAUAGAAUGCAAAACUACAAACAAAAUAAACAAAAAGGAGAAGGACUAUGUUUGGGACAAAAUAUUAGCUUCCUAUAGUCAAAGAGUAGGAGUAGUAACAAAAAAAGUUGAGCAGCUGCAGGGGAAGUACGACAACUUAAAAACGAAAGCAAAAAAAGUUGUUGCUGAAUCUAAAAAGAAUAUUUUGGGUACUGGCGGUGGUCCAUCAAAUAAUGAUCACAUAGAUCCAGUCAUACAAGCAGUUUUGAAUAUUUUAAAUUCUAAGUUAGUGGCUGGACUUAAACCACAACAUGAUUGUGAUACUGAUGUGGUUUGUGUAAGUGAGUCACAACCAUCGACCCCCAGUGAGCCACAACCAUCGACCCCCAGUGAGCCACAACCAUCAACCUCCAGUGGGCCACAGCCAUCGACCCCCUGUGAGCCACAAUCAUCGACCUCCAGUGGACCACAACCAUCGACCUCCAGGGAUCAACAGUCAUUGACUGGAUUCACUAUUAUUCCCGUUUCGCCACCAUACAUUAUUCAGCUCGACCAGAAAGAAAAGGAAGGAAGUACUGACAAUCCUGAAACACCAAAUACAAAUUUGCCAGUGGUAGAAAAACAAUUAGAAAGUGAAUGUAAAAGGAAAACCGAAGACUGGAGCAAUUAUACUCCUACAAAAUUGAAAAAAAAACUGCUAAGCAGCUGAGACCUACAGUAUCGAAUCCUCUGCAUACAGUUAAAUUAGAAUAUUACAGGGUGAAAACUGAAUUAAUGGAGAAGAGUAUGGGAUUGCAACAGUUGGAAUACGAAAAAAAA